Saccoglossus kowalevskii is the source of this 549-nucleotide messenger RNA. RefSeq lists its product as uncharacterized. Lineage: Eukaryota; Metazoa; Hemichordata; Enteropneusta; Harrimaniidae. The record is from RefSeq and is a predicted model, not a curated record.
CCAAACUGUCAGUUGUAUUUUUGCUGCUGAGCAAAUUAUUUCAACUAUAUAUUUCUGUCGAUUAUUAAGUCAAAGAUGAUGUUGUAUUGGGUAGUGUUAAUUUCAAUGGCAAGCAUCACUCUAGCUGCUCCACACGAGAAAUUGGUUAAAAAGCAAGUCGAACGCUCAACGCUACCGAAAUACAAACACGUGGGUUGUUAUAAAGACGAAGGAAACAGAGCCAUACCAACUCUAGAGGGUACCGAUAUACGACUUGAUGGGGAUUACUCGACUCGUUCAAAUCCAAUACAAAAAUGUGCCGAGGUAGCUAGAGAUUUGGGUUAUUCCAUGUUCGCAGUGCAGGACGGAGGGUGGUGUGCAUCAAGCGCAAAUGCAGAGAAUACUUUUGCCAUAUAUGGAGCUUCUUCGUUAUGCAGCAAUGGAGAAGGUGGAGCAUGGGCAAACGAUGUGUAUAGACUGAUAGAUGAAGGUAGGAAAACAAUCUUCGUGCAUUUACAAAUAUUUGCAACUACUGUCAUAUUUGUAACUAGUCAUGUUAUACUGUUAUAG